AUGAAUUCAAAUGUGGAGCUAGACACCAUCAGACAUCAAUUCAGUAAUGAUUAUUGUUGCUUCUCAUCACCAGAACAUAUUAAUUAUAUUGUUAUUGGUGAAUUUGAAAGAGCAUGUCACACAUUUGCCAUGCUUUCAGAUGCUGAAUAUAAAGCUCCAACCAUUCAUACUCUAUUGUUUAAUUUGAAUAUACCUGGUAUUGAAGUUUUACUUACAAAAGAAUUCAAAUUGAAACAAUAUUCGAAUAAUGACAUUGUGGAAUUUGAUAAAUUGGAGCAGCAACGGAACAGAACACAUCAACCACACAACUUGCUACAAAUUUCAAAAACAAACAAUCCAACACACAUAUCACUAUUGGAGGAAUUACCUAUCACAAACAACAAAUUGAAAAACCAGAAGCAAAUGACUCUCAAUUCCGAAUAUUUAAGCAUUGGUGAUUAUGUUCUCCAAUUAGAUGAAAAAUAUCAUGUCUACAUCUGCCAAAUUAAGCAAAUCAAACAGUGGACAAAAAGGAAUAAGAAGAACAAAAACCUUUGCCUGGAUGGACGUUUCUAA
This is a messenger RNA of Naegleria lovaniensis, 555 nucleotides long. RefSeq lists its product as uncharacterized. The transcript has a single exon. Bases 1 to 555 code for a protein of 184 amino acids. Lineage: Eukaryota; Heterolobosea; Eutetramitea; Acrasida; Naegleriidae. The record is from RefSeq and is a predicted model, not a curated record.